Messenger RNA from Papaver somniferum (opium poppy), 1847 nucleotides. Its product is annotated as serine carboxypeptidase II-2-like. Lineage: Eukaryota; Viridiplantae; Streptophyta; Magnoliopsida; Ranunculales; Papaveraceae. The record is from RefSeq and is a predicted model, not a curated record. The coding region runs from base 158 to 1585 and encodes 475 amino acids. Gene Ontology annotation, biological process: proteolysis. Gene Ontology annotation, cellular component: vacuole. Gene Ontology annotation, molecular function: serine-type carboxypeptidase activity. The transcript is spliced from 10 exons.
UUUUUUGAAACAACCGGGACGGAAUAAGUCUAACUCGACCAGUUUAUAUAACAAUUUCAAAAAACGGCCCGUUUCUUAAAUAUGGUUCAAAAAGUUGGUCACCUUAUUAAAAAACCCUAAAAUGAUUUAGCAAAUGUAAACUUUCAAACUCAAGAAAAUGGAAAAACAAAGAUGGGUUUUGUUUCUUCAUUUGCUCUUCCUUAUUGUUAAUCUAGAGAGUUGUUUUAGUACUACUAACGGUAGUUCUAGGUUAAACCCAAUUGAUCAACAAGAACUAGACAGAGUUAAUCAUCUCCCUGGGCAGGAUUUCAAUGUUGAUUUUCAACAUUAUUCUGGAUAUGUUACAGUCAACGAAGAUGCAGGGAGAAAUCUUUUCUAUUGGUUCAUUGAAGCUACUAAAGACCCUUCUUCAAAACCUCUUAUUCUUUGGAUUAAUGGAGGCCCUGGAUGUUCUUCCAUAGGUUACGGGGAGGCAAUGGAAAUUGGCCCUUUUCACGUCGAGGAGGAUGCAAAGACUCUUUAUCUGAAUCCACACUCUUGGAACCAAAUGGCAAAUUUACUAUUCAUCGACACGCCAGUUGGAACUGGAUAUUCCUAUUCAAAGGAUUCUGAAGAUGUAAUAAACAAUGGAGAUGCAAGGACUGCCAACGACAAUCUGGUAUUUCUACAGAAGUGGUUAGAAAGAUUUCCCCAAUUUAAAGGCUCGGAUUUUUACAUUAUAGGAGAGAGUUAUGCAGGACACUAUGUUCCCCAAUUAGCCAAAGCCAUUGCGAAAUUCCACAAGUCAACUGGAGAAAGGUCGAUCAAUCUGAAGGGAAUCAUGGUAGGAAAUGGUUUAACUGAUGACCACGACAACCGCUUGGGGUCUUUCCAGUUUUUGUGGACUAAUGGCUUGAUAUCUGAUGAAACCUAUAAUCUUGUCAACAAUUUCUGUCUGUUCGAAUCAUACCAAAAUAUUUCAUCCCAUUGUCGUUUCAUUUUUGACCUUGUCAGCAAAGAACUAGGAGAUAUUGACCCUUACAGUAUUUUUACUUCUUCCUGCACCGGCACGACUAGUCAAUCAAGCAAGCUACUGAAUAGACUUAUUUAUGGGGGCAUCUGUGAGGAGUUUGAUCCAUGCAUCGAGGACCAUACAUCUGUUUAUUUCAAUCUACCCGAAGUUCGGAGGGCACUUCAUGCUGAUCCUGUGGCAAUGACAUCUCCAUGGGAAGCUUGCAAAGGAUUUGUUGAUCAACACUGGAAGGACUCUCCUGCAUCAGUACUAGAUAUUUAUCACGAACUUAUACAUUUGGGACUUCGUAUUUGGAUGAUCAGCGGAGAUACGGAUUCCGUAACUCCAGUAACAUCCACUCGUUACAGUAUAAACUCUCUCAAACUUCCCACAGUUACUCCAUUUCAUGCUUGGUAUGAUAAUGGACAGGUGGGUGGAUGGACUCAAGAGUACAAAGGUCUCACUUUUGUCUCGGUUAGGGGAGCUGGACAUGAUAUCCCAAUGUAUAAGCCAAGCCUAGCUUAUCCAGUGAUAAAGGCUUACUUGUCUGGAAUCUCUAUGCCUACUCAGUCAUCUCAAUUGGCUGACUCUUGAUCAGUUACCUCGUAUUUAUGGUCUACAGUUCCUCUGUUUUUGUCGACUGGCAAAUUCUUAUGGAGAAGUUUCAGCUACGGUGGUCUAUAUUGAAACUAGUAUAUUCUUACAGCAACUGCAAAUUACUCCACCCAAACUUGGAUGCACCAAGCUUGUAAGCGUACGUUUAGACGUUUAAAUCCUAUUCUAAUUUUGAUGGACCUUUUGUUAUCAAGAACCAUAAACUAAACUUGGUACAUAUCAAGAAAUUUGUGUAUUCUGA